Messenger RNA from Petromyzon marinus (sea lamprey), 823 nucleotides. It is a transcript of the gene RPL27A, whose product is annotated as ribosomal protein L27a. Gene Ontology annotation, biological process: translation. Gene Ontology annotation, molecular function: structural constituent of ribosome. The record is from RefSeq and is a predicted model, not a curated record. Gene Ontology annotation, cellular component: cytosolic large ribosomal subunit; ribosome. NCBI's taxonomy places the organism in Eukaryota, Metazoa, Chordata, Hyperoartia, Petromyzontiformes, Petromyzontidae.
CCUCCCCCCCCCCGCUCCUGUCCCGCCAUUGUCCUUUUCCGUCCCCCGCCCCCUCUCGCCACGCCCACUUCCGCCGUUUCUCGUCACGUGAUCGCUCCUUCUCCUCGACCUCCUCCGCCAUGACUGCACGACUCAAGAAGACGAGGAAGCUGAGAGGUCAUGUGAGCCAUGGCCACGGCCGGAUAGGCAAACACCGCAAGCACCCUGGUGGGCGCGGUAACGCCGGCGGUCAGCACCACCACAGGAUCAACUUCGACAAAUACCACCCCGGCUACUUCGGCAAGGUGGGCAUGCGCCGCUACCACCUCAAGCGCAACCAGCUGCACUGCCCCACGCUCAACGUGGACCGCCUGUGGACGCUGGUGAGCGAGCAGACGCGGGCUGCAAGCGCCAAGCUGCCGGAGGGCACCGCGCCCGUCAUCGACGUCGUCAGAGCCGGCUACUACAAGGUGCUGGGCAAGGGCCGUCUGCCCAAGCAGCCGGUGAUCGUGAAGGCAAAGUUCUUCAGCCACCGUGCAGAGCAGAAGAUCCGUGCAGUGGGGGGAGCCUGCGUGCUGGUGGCCUAGACGCUCGCCGUGUACGCACACAGCACGUGUACACGGAGCGGUUGCACUCACACAGCCGUACACACAUUUGCGUGUACACCCAUACAUGCAACGUCCCACGGACCGUGUACACACCCAUACAUACAGCUUUACACACCUAUGCAGUGUACUCACACUCACAUGUAGGUGUGUAAACACACACACACUUGUGCAAACGGCACCACACAAACACAGGAGUGCUCACACAAGGUUCUGAAUAAAAACGCCCAGUUGCUUUA